AUGGGCAUCCACUUUCUUGCCGGCACCCGAUACCUACUCGGCAACGAACGCAUCGCUCGCGUCGCUGCCUUCACCCGCGGCGUGAGUCCCUCGCUGCCGCCGCUGGACACGCUGGACGCCGCCCUACAAGCAGAAUCUGGUCUCCAGGGCAGCGUGCAGAUCGCCUUGAGCUCUCCACUGCCAGGCUCGGGAUGGACGGUGGUGGGCGAGCACGGCUAUAUUACCGUUACCGACGUCAGCGUCACGUCGAAGAUCCGUGGCUGCGAAGAGACCAAGGAGUUCACGGCCGAUCUUCUCGCCGUGCCGUCGGAGGUGCGUGCCUGGGGCGAGGCCUUGGCCAAGGGAGCGCCGAACGCCCAGCAAAGGCCAGAGCAGGGGCUGGCAGAUUUGGAACUGGUGAGUCUCUCGAGAUUCCCGCCUGAAGAAUACUCACCAAUGAGAUCUAGGUCGAGGCGAUGCUACGGAGUGCAGCUCAACAGGGGCAGCCGCAGUCCACGAAGCAUCAGGUGGAGGGAUGAGUGUCUCCGGAAUCCUAGUUCGUUGGACUUUGUAAUUGAUCUCAUCUAA
This is a messenger RNA of Aspergillus melleus, 567 nucleotides long. RefSeq lists its product as uncharacterized. Bases 1 to 567 code for a protein of 188 amino acids. Lineage: Eukaryota; Fungi; Ascomycota; Eurotiomycetes; Eurotiales; Aspergillaceae. The record is from RefSeq and is a predicted model, not a curated record. The transcript has a single exon.